AUGCAAACUAUUCUUGGGGAAAGCUUGCAAAUCAAUAUGUUUUUCCACACUGAGCCUCCAAAUAACGAGCCUCAGCCUAUUAUUAUGCAAUCAAGUUCUAGUUAUGAUUCAUUUAGAUCGGUAGAUCCGUCCCAUGAAGAGGUGUUAGACAGUAAUUUAAAUGCCGAUGUUGAGAUUGGUACAAACGAAAAUUCUAAUAUAGACCAUACAUUGACUGAUUUUCCCUUUAAUGUUGCCCAAGAUAAAUCACCCGGAAAAGAUUCUACUGUUGAGUUAGGAUAUACAUUAUCACUGCAUGACAUUCCCUACAGUUGUUUCACUAAGUGGCAAGUUUUCACUAUUUUCUUCAUUGUAAUAUUUAUAGGAUUUUUGGGACCAAUGUCAGGUAAUAUUUAUAUACCUGCAUUGCCACUAUUACAAGAGGAAUUCAAAGUAUCAACAACAGUGAUAAAUAGUACAGUCUCCGUUUUUAUGGGUGUCUUUGCUAUUGGCCCUCUUUUCUGGGGUGCCUUUGCUGACCUUGGGGGAAGAAAAAUAUUAUAUAUGAUCUCAAUUCUGAUAAUGGUUAUUGUUAACAUCCUCCUUGCAUCGAUGCCAACAAAUAUUGUUUCGUUAUAUAUAUUAAGGGUGGCCCAAGCGUUUGGUUCUAGUUCUGUGAUGAGUUUAGGAGCAGGUACCGUAACAGACUUGACAAAACCAACUCACCGUGGUAAAGCAAUUGCCUACUUUAUGUUGGGUCCAAAUCUUGGUCCAAUUGUUGCUCCAAUCAUUGCAGGUCUGAUUCUGAUGCAUGGGGAACAUUGGAGGUGGUUAUUUGGAUUUACAGCUAUAAUGGCUGGUACUGCAUUAAUAAUGGUUAUUGUUGUUCUACCGGAAACAUUAAGGUGCAAAGUUGGUAAUGGUGAUCCAGGUUGGAAAGAUUUUAGAGGAAUUAACGACAUUCAAUCAGGAGAUGAUGCAAAUCCGGCGGUUAACCCACAAAAAAAGAAAUGGAGGUUUUUCGCAGAUAUAGGUAAGUUUAAACCAGUAUCUAAUUGUGUUGACUUUAAGGAGUUAUAUCCCAGUCCACCUAGAUUUAAUUUGAAAUUAUACUGGAAACUUCUCCUAGUGUUACCAGUAUCUCUGACCUCGAUAGCUACAGCAUUACUUUUCGCUAAUUAUUACGCAUUCAGUGUCACUUUAUCUCAUUAUCUGAAAGAUAAUUAUAAUAUGACAAUUCUUCAGAUCGGUGCUUGCUAUGUAUGUCCUGGCGUAUCAAUGGUAUUAGGUUCACAGAUAGGUGGACAUCUUUCUGAUCAUUUGAGAAAUAGAUGGUUAAGGAAGCACGAAGGUAAGCAAUAUCCGUUGGAAUUGAGACUUGUAUUGCAAAUUCCCGGAAUUUUAAUUAAUACAUUAGGUUGUAUUGGUUACGGAUGGGCAAUUCAAAAACAUUACCCAUUGGCUGUUGUACUUGUAUUUUCUGGUCUCAAUGCAUUUGGUUUGACGUGGUGUAGUAACACGACAAUGACAUAUUUAACAGAACUACUGUCGCGAAGAGCAGCAGGGGCUGUUGCCUUGAGUAGUUUGUUUAGAAAUAUAGCUGCUACAAUAAGUUCUGCCCUGAUUAUAAAAUUUACUCAACUAAUUGGAAUCGGAAUGUCCUUUACUGUGCUAGGACUAUGUAAUAUUAUCUCACUUGUCUUUAAUUGUUACAUCAUAAGGUACAGUGGGAUCUGGCAAAAUAAGGUCAAACAUAUUUGA
Molecule: messenger RNA, 1740 nt
Organism: Maudiozyma saulgeensis
Lineage: Eukaryota; Fungi; Ascomycota; Saccharomycetes; Saccharomycetales; Saccharomycetaceae
Source: the annotation of a GenBank genome assembly